CGACCGGAGUUAAGGGAUCGGCCUGGUCGGGGUGACUUUGGUUAUAUUUCGGCGAUAUUUUGACAGCAAAGGAAUGAAUGUCACGGCACAGGACGAGAGGAAUGAGACUGUGCGUAGACGGAUGCUCGAUUUGCGCGACAUCCGGGUGGGAAAGGUGCCGCAUGACUCGCCCUGGAUGAAAACCGUCCGUCUGGAGUUCACGCAAGACAGUCAACGUAAGCAGUGGGACGUGAUAAGGAUCCACGACAGCGUAUCUAUAGUUAUCUUCAAUGUCAGUCGAAAGAAGCUCGUGUUCGUCAGGCAAUUUCGGCCAGCAGUUUAUUACGCAUUCCUGCCGGAGAAGCAAGAUGUGAUCGAUGUCGAACGUUAUCCCCCGAGGCUCGGGGUGGCCUUGGAGCUCUGCGCUGGUAUCGUGGACAAGGACAAACCUCUCGUGGAAAUCGCCCGGGAUGAGUUAAGAGAGGAAUGUGGCUACGAAGCACCCACUUCGGCAUUUAAGGAAAUCAAUACUUAUUUAUCCAGUGCUUCUGCUAGUGCGAAGCAAACUCUUUUCUAUGUAGAAGUCACAGAUGAUAUGCAUAUACAUCCUGGUGGUGGUGCUGAAUCUGAAGGUGAACUUAUAGAAAUAGUAGAAUUGAGCAUUCCAGAAUUAAAGGAUUACAUAAGUUCCAAGGAAGUACAAAGCCCAUCCAGUUUCCUCUUUGGUGUGUCGUGGUUUCUAUUUAAUAAAUCUGAAUACUGUUGAUAGAUUAAAACUAAAAAUUAUUCCAUUCUGUUAUCUAGAAUAAAAUAAAGAACUA
Nylanderia fulva is the source of this 800-nucleotide messenger RNA. RefSeq names its product uridine diphosphate glucose pyrophosphatase NUDT14. The record is from RefSeq and is a predicted model, not a curated record. Gene Ontology annotation, biological process: nucleoside phosphate metabolic process; ribose phosphate metabolic process. Gene Ontology annotation, molecular function: UDP-sugar diphosphatase activity; metal ion binding. NCBI's taxonomy places the organism in Eukaryota, Metazoa, Arthropoda, Insecta, Hymenoptera, Formicidae.